Molecule: messenger RNA, 730 nt
Organism: Cryptotermes secundus
Lineage: Eukaryota; Metazoa; Arthropoda; Insecta; Blattodea; Kalotermitidae
Gene: RpS11
Product: 40S ribosomal protein S11
Exons: 5
Coding region: 96-680 (194 amino acids)
Biological process (GO): translation
Cellular component (GO): ribosome; cytosolic small ribosomal subunit
Molecular function (GO): structural constituent of ribosome
Source: RefSeq, a predicted model, not a curated record
CCGAUCAUUACACUCACUGCCCUUGCAUAGAUGGGAGGAUUACUGACGUAUCAACUGUUUUAUCCAUUCCUUCGACGCUUGUUUGUGCAAGGAAAAUGGCGGAUCAAAGUGAACGUUCAUUUCAAAAGCAGCCUACAAUAUUUCUCAAUCGUAAGAAAGGCCUAGGGGCCAAGAAAAGGAAAUCUCUUCGUUACAUUCGUAAUGUUGGUUUGGGUUUUAAGACACCAAGAGAGACAGAGAGAGCAUUCCAAAAGCAGCCACAUUUGAACCUUAACAGAAAAUUUGGGCAGAAGAAGAAAGCACUUCGCCGCUAUCGCAAUGUGGGUCUAGGGUUCAAAACUCCCAGAGAGGCUAUUGAUGGAACGUACAUUGACAAGAAAUGUCCAUUCACUGGGAAUGUGUCAAUCAGAGGACGUAUUCUAACAGGCGUUGUUCAGAAAAUGAAGAUGCAACGGACUAUAGUCAUCAGGCGUGACUACCUGCAUUACAUCCGAAAAUACAAUCGUUUUGAGAAGCGACAUAAGAAUAUGUCUGUCCAUUUGUCUCCUUGCUUCAGGGACGUGGAGAUUGGAGAUGUGGUGACAGUCGGAGAGUGCAGGCCCCUCAGCAAGACGGUCCGUUUCAAUGUCCUUAAAGUUUCCAAAGGGACAGGAACAAAGAAAAGUUUUAAAAAGUUCUAAAUUUUGUAACAAAAUUGUAUAAAUUGAAGUAAAGUGUUGGUGUCAUUGUA